Macroventuria anomochaeta is the source of this 1296-nucleotide messenger RNA. Its product is annotated as PALP-domain-containing protein. Gene Ontology annotation, molecular function: cysteine synthase activity. Gene Ontology annotation, cellular component: cytoplasm. Bases 1 to 1296 code for a protein of 431 amino acids. The record is from RefSeq and is a predicted model, not a curated record. The transcript is spliced from 6 exons. Lineage: Eukaryota; Fungi; Ascomycota; Dothideomycetes; Pleosporales; Didymellaceae.
AUGCCUGACUACACCAGGUAUUAUAUUGCAGGAGCAUUCCUCACCGGAAUAGCUUUAACUACCGCCUGCAAUCGACGCUUGGUAGCAUCCUCAGAAAAUGUCCAAUCUCAAGAUGGACAGAAGCAGCAGCAAAAGCUAUUGUCCAAACUCUCGAAGAUCAAUGAUUUGGAUACAUUGAAGAAGACGUUGGUGGAGCUUGAAAGCUCCUUGGCGAAAGGUGCAGGCCGCGUUGACAUCAAGGAGGGCAUCGAAGGGUGCAUUGGCGACACGCCACUUAUCAAAAUCAAGUCACUGUCAGAAUACACAGGCUGCGAUAUCUUAGUCAAGGCCGAAUUUCUCAACGGCGCCGGCAAUAGCCCAAAAGAUCGUGUUGCUCUCAGUAUCAUCGAAAUGGCUGAAGAAAAAGGGUUGCUCAUUCCCGACUCCGGAGACACCAUCUACGAGGGCACUGUUGGCAGCACUGGCAUUUCGCUAGCUGCGAUUUGCAGAGCACGUGGCUACAAAGCGCACAUCUGUAUGCCAAACGAUAUGGCAGUUGAAAAGUCGGACAUUCUUCUGAAACUGGGUGCAGAAGUGGAAAGAGUCAAGCCAGCACCAAUUGUGGACCAGAAGCAAUUCGUCAAUCUUGCACGAACCCGCGCAGCAGAACACACGGCCUCUACUGACAAGCCGGGACGUGGGCUGUUCGCCGACCAGUUUGAGACAGAGGCGAAUUGGCGCGCACACUUCACCGGUACUGGACCCGAGAUCUACGAGCAAACGGGAGGAUCACUGGAUGCAUUUGUCAGCGGUGCUGGCACCGGAGGAACCAUUUCUGGCGUUGCGCUCUUCUUGAAGUCGCGCCUUCCAGAUGUCAAGAUCGUGCUCGCCGAUCCUCCCGGCAGUGGUCUGUUCAAUCGCGUCAAGUACGGGGUGAUGUUCGAUCGAAAAGAAAAAGAAGGCACACGUCGGCGCCAUCAGGUUGACACGAUUGUUGAGGGCAUCGGCAUCAACCGUGUUACCCACAAUUUCGAUGUUGGGAGAGAGCUCAUUGACGAUGCAAUCAGGGUAACCGACGACCAAGCGACUUCCAUGGCACGCUGGCUUGUUGAACAUGAUGGCAUCUUCGUUGGUAGCUCCAGUGCUGUGAACUGCGUGGCUGCUACGAAGCUCGCGAAGCAACUCGGUCCCGGUCACCGCAUUGUCACAUUGCUGUGCGACAGUGGAGCAAGGCAUCUCAGCAAAUUUUGGGCUCAGACCAAGCCCGUUGGUGGUGCAGAAAACGAUGUGUCUCUUGAGCAAAUUCUCGACACUUAA